AUGGACGAACGAAAAGAUCUAAAAGGUUUCUACGAAAGUGCCUCGUCCAAGGCGCGCCAGGGGGGUGAAAGGGAUAGCAACUACAUCUCAGUGCCCCAAGUCAUCCGCACCUGCACGUGGUGCACCCUGCUGAUUAACCAACGAGGCUCUGACGACCGGUUGAUGGCGUGCGCGAAGAACAGAAGAAUCCCUUGGAUGGAUCUACAGGCACAUUACACUCGCUUAACACGCUUGGUGAAAAUUAUCGAUGAUUAUAUAAACCCGUUCGUCUUCAUGACAUUUCUAUCUAAUCUCGUCGUCGUGUGCAAACACAUCUAUGAUAUUAUUCAGAGGCAGAAGGCAGUAUCAAUGAAUUCAUAUAAUCCCAACUGCGGUAUCGCGAAAAGUUCUGAUUGGAUUGUGGUCGUAGACUCGAUAAUAAGUACACUACAUUUGAUCUUCAGGACUACACUAGUAUCAACCUUCACAGCCCAUCUCCACACCCUGAGCCGAGAACCUCUGAGAGCUCUUCAUACUUUGCCAGCAUCAGCGUAUAAUAUUGAGGUGCAGCGUUUUAUGGAUCAAGUGUAUCAUUCAAAGAUUCAUCUCAGUGGACUGGGAUAUUUUUACGUCACAAGAGUAACAGUACUUUCGAUGCUUUCCACCAUAGUGACCUAUGAGCUGGUCCUAUUGCAACUACCAGUUUAUUAUUAUUAAUAAGUAGUUUCUACGUUU
Molecule: messenger RNA, 714 nt
Organism: Vanessa tameamea
Lineage: Eukaryota; Metazoa; Arthropoda; Insecta; Lepidoptera; Nymphalidae
Product: gustatory receptor for sugar taste 64b-like
Exons: 7
Coding region: 1-696 (231 amino acids)
Biological process (GO): detection of chemical stimulus involved in sensory perception of taste; sensory perception of chemical stimulus
Cellular component (GO): membrane
Molecular function (GO): taste receptor activity
Source: RefSeq, a predicted model, not a curated record